Messenger RNA from Panicum virgatum (switchgrass), 1738 nucleotides. RefSeq names its product cysteine-rich receptor-like protein kinase 28. NCBI's taxonomy places the organism in Eukaryota, Viridiplantae, Streptophyta, Magnoliopsida, Poales, Poaceae. The transcript is spliced from 8 exons. Gene Ontology annotation, molecular function: protein kinase activity; ATP binding. Bases 63 to 1442 code for a protein of 459 amino acids. Gene Ontology annotation, biological process: protein phosphorylation. The record is from RefSeq and is a predicted model, not a curated record.
AGACCACUCUUCUCUCUGCCAUUGCUUUCUUGGAAGAAGAUCCAACAUAAGUGUGCGCGAAGAUGUCUGAUGACAUGGAUUUUAAACUCCACGUUCUUGAAGACAUAACGGACAACUUUUCGGAGAAGUACAGAGUUGGUAGUGGUGGGUAUGGAGAUGUUUACAGGGGGUUGUACAAUGGCAAAGAGAUUGCAGUGAAGAAGCUUCAUCAGUUGCAAGGGCUUGAUGAUAAGGAAUUUGACAAUGAAUUCCGUAACCUUCGCAAGGUCCACCAUGAGAAUGUGGUAAAGCUGGUUGGCUACUGUUACGAAUUAAAGAAAAAAUAUGUUGAACACAAAGGGAGCACAAUUUUAGCCACAGUUAUGGAGCGUAUUCUCUGCUUCGAAUAUAUGCAUGGUGGAACUAUUGAUAACUACAUAAAAGAUGACUCUUGUGAUCUUGAUUGGCCCACAUGUUACCAAAUUAUCAAAGGAACAUGUGAGGGCAUAAAUCAUCUUCAUACUGCCUACGAGAAACCUAUUUUGCAUAUGGACUUAAAACCUGCUAAUAUUUUGCUGGACAAGAAUAAGAAGGCCAAAAUUGCAGAUCUUGGUUUGUCUAAACUCGUUGCUUCAACAAAAACCUAUAAAACAGAGAUUCUCAAAGGGACACACGGCUACAUGCCACCAGAAUAUGUGGAUAGUGGUUUUGUAUCAAAAAAGUUUGAUGUCUUCAGUCUUGGAGUUAUAAUUAUAAAACUAUUGGAUGGAAAUUUGGGUCGCACCCGUUCUUCUCAAAUGAGCACCGAACAGUAUAUUCAGCAUGUUUGUGAAAACUGGAAGAAAAGGCUGCAGGAAAUGCCCAGGCAUCCAUAUAAGGAAGUAGGAAGCCUACAAGUGAAGAAAUGUGUCCAAAUAGCCUUAAGAUGUGUGGAAGAUGACAGGAACAAAAGGCCUUCUUUAAAGGAUGUUGUUGAUGAGCUGGAACAAUUAGAAGCAGAAAUUAAGAAAUUAUUACUACCAUCUGUUGAGUCGAACGAUCUGAUUGUCCAGAGAAGCUGUGACUCCAACGUUCUUGCAGUAGAUCCAACCAUGGAGCUGCGCUUCCUAUUCGAGCCAAGGAAGGACGUAUCAUGCUGCCUGCAGCUAACCAACAUGACUGAUGGAUUCCUUGCAUUUAAUAUAAAGAUCGACAAAACAAAGUACACGACACAGCCCAGCAAAGGAAUGAUACCACCAUGCUCCAAGCGCUAUGUCUCUGUGACAUUGCUAGCACAGGACGAUGCACUUCCGAGUAAGCAGUGCAAUGACAUGUUCCUUGUGCAAAGUGCUAAUGUCGGCAAGGACCUGACAACCAAUGAGAUCAAUGAAGACUUCUUCAAAGAAGCAAUGAAGGGAAAGGUGGUGGAUGUGGUGAAAUUGCCGAUUGUUUAUGUGGCAUUGGACCAGAUUUCUUGCUCAUAGUUACCUAAGAGGAGCUGGAGAUCCUCCAAGUCCAACGUCUAUGAUCAUGGUGGCAGCAGACGGAAGAGUGCUGCAAUAGAAGCCAAAAUAAAAGUAGAAGUGAGAUCUUCAAUGCACAUCACUGAUGGCUACCUAUGUAUGGUGCUGUGCCUUGAGAACUGAUUAAUUCAUUUUGGUUUACAACAUUUCUUUUCGAUUUGUUUUCAAUAAGGCUUUCGUUUGUAGCUGCUACUCCUGUUGUUUGUGAAAUUUACGUGAGACGGUUGAACAUUUUAUAGCUUUUAUCAUUUAAUCCA